Messenger RNA from Pseudo-nitzschia multistriata, 1582 nucleotides. NCBI's taxonomy places the organism in Eukaryota, Bacillariophyta, Bacillariophyceae, Bacillariales, Bacillariaceae. The record is from the annotation of a GenBank genome assembly.
CGCAUACCAUCCGGUACCGGGCUUCACCAACCGGUAUCACGAUCUAUCCUUUUCUUGUUCAUCGGUAGUUGAACUCCAUCCUUUGUCUGUCGACAGUUGAACCAUCAGCCUUCGAAACCAUUUAUUUCCGUAGCCCGAUUCGCGAUUGGAGAGCGGCAAUCUGAAUACCCAUACUGAUACGGUGCAACAAACAACGAUCUCAUUUGUUUACACUUGUCUAGAUACAGGAAUAUCAUCACGACAAAAUGCUAUCACCCGAUCGAAUCUCGAUCGUCUUGUUCCUGGUGUGGGCCGUCGCUCUGUCGUGGACACCUCUCUGCGAUGCCAAAACAAAACAGAAAGCACAAAAACCCCUCCACGAGAAGUACAAGAAUCUUUGUAAGGGGCUGCCGACGAUUAAAAAGAAGCACGAGGCUCACCUAAAGAAACUCAUAGCUACAGUCGGAGAAGCCAAGAUCAUCGGGCAAACCCCGCAACACGAGGCCGCGUGCUGGAUGUUCCGCCAGAAAAAAAGUUACAAUCCCCAGCGAUACGCCCUGGCCGUCACAUAUUAUUCGUCGAAGGGAGCCCAGUGGGAGGCCAACACGAACUGGAUGACACCGAAGCACGAGUGCACCUGGCAAGGGGUCACGUGUAACCUCUUCGGUACGGUGGUUGAGCUGGACCUGGGGUACAUCGAGCUGGAGGGCCUGAUCCCGAGGGAGCUAGGUAUGCUGGGCAGCCUCCGGGACCUCGACCUCCACGGGAACGAUCUGCAAGGCGUCCUUCCUCACCGGCUGCUGGAUGGAAUGAAAAAGGGUGAAUUUUUGCGCCUCCAGAUGAACGGGCUCUUCGGCUCGAUCCACAAGGAAAUCAUGCGGAUGAAGAAUCUGAAGGAAUUGUACCUGUUUGGAAACUUUUUCGCGGGCACGAUUCCCAAACAGCUGUCGGAGCUGAAGAAGCUCGAAGUCUUGGAUCUGUACGCAAACCAGCUCACUGGAACGAUCCCGAAGGAGCUCGCGAAUCUGCCAAACCUGAGUGAGUAUCAUACUGUAGCAUCGAAUCGAAGUAGAAAGCUAAAGGGUUCUGGUCCGAUUGAUCAAGGAAAUGGAAGGGAGGAACAUCUGAAUGGAGUCUUUCGUCUUGAUCUAUAAAUGCACCGGAUUUCGCAAUGCUGACGGGUGAUUGUUUAAGCAUUUUACUCACCGCUUCUGUUGUGCUGAACUAUUUUGCGUUGCAUUGUGUGGCAUUGAAUCGUAUUGCUACGACAGAAUACCUGGAUUUACACGACAACAACCUUACGGGGACCAUGCCAAAGGAGAUUUGUGACAAAAAACUAGAUACGCUGGUGGCAGAUUGCCACGGAUCCUACCCCGAGGUGAGGUGCAAAUGCUGCACGGUGUGCUGCGAGGGUCUGCCCGUACUGUCCUGCUUCGAUCCAAAGACCGGCGAACAGGUUACUCGCCCGAUCUGAUACAGCAUUUAACCAGAUCAGGUUGCAAUCUAUCAACAGUAGGUGUAGUGGGCCUCCCUAGCCAGUAGAAUUGAAGUCUGCAGAUAAUAGGAAAUACUGAACAUAUUGAAAUACAAGGAAGGACAACGA